Malurus melanocephalus (red-backed fairy wren) is the source of this 995-nucleotide messenger RNA. Its product is annotated as pyruvate dehydrogenase E1 component subunit alpha, somatic form, mitochondrial-like. Gene Ontology annotation, molecular function: oxidoreductase activity, acting on the aldehyde or oxo group of donors, disulfide as acceptor. The record is from RefSeq and is a predicted model, not a curated record. The annotation marks the transcript as partial. The transcript is spliced from 6 exons. NCBI's taxonomy places the organism in Eukaryota, Metazoa, Chordata, Aves, Passeriformes, Maluridae.
GUGUCCUGUUCUCUGUGCCAGGUUCCUCUCGGAGCCGGGAUUGCGCUUGCCUGUAAAUACUUUGGAAAAAACGAAAUCUGCCUGGCCUUGUAUGGGGAUGGUGCAGCCAAUCAGGGCCAGAUAUUUGAAACGUACAACAUGGCUGCCUUGUGGAAGUUGCCUUGUAUUUUUAUCUGUGAGAACAAUCGCUAUGGAAUGGGAACAUCAGUGGAAAGAGCUGCAGCCAGCACUGACUACUACAAAAGAGGAUACUUCAUUCCAGGGCUCAGGGUGGAUGGCAUGGAUAUUCUCUGUGUCCGAGAAGCAGCAAAGUUUGCAGCUGACUAUUGUAGAUCUGGAAAAGGUCCUCUUGUGAUGGAGUUACAGACAUAUCGUUACCAUGGCCACAGCAUGAGUGACCCUGGAAUAAGCUAUCGUACCAGAGAAGAAAUUCAGGAAGUGAGAAGCAAAAGUGAUCCCAUUACAUUGCUGAAGGACAGAAUGGUCAACAACAACCUUGCCAGUGUUGAAGAACUAAAGGAGAUUGAUGUGGCAGUGAGGAAGGAGAUUGAGGAAGCUGCUCAGUUUGCUACCACUGACCCAGAGCCUCCACUGGAAGAACUGGGGCACCACAUCUACUACAAUGAGCCACCCUUUGAAGUGCGGGGGCCAAACCAGUGGAUAAAGUACAAAUCUGUCAGCUAAAGGCCUUUUUCUUGGGGUAACUUAUUCAUGAGAAUAAGUGAAUCCAUUUACAGAACUAUAAUAAACAACUCUUAAGCUUAUUUAAAAGCUCUUUCAAAAGAGGGAAUGUGUAAGGAAAUCCAUCUGGGUAUGGAAUUUCUUAGAAAUGCUGAAUGUUGUUUCAGAACAUACUAAGUUAAGAGAAAGUGGUUUAUUUAAAGUGCUAUAUAUUUGCUUUACUGACUUUCUUUGGAUUGCUGUAUGUGUUAUGUACAGUGUAAAAAGAAAAAGAAAAAUUAAACUUUACCAACCUUUAUCUAAUGGUUGUUUGC